This is a messenger RNA of Rotaria sp. Silwood2, 2853 nucleotides long. The record is from the annotation of a GenBank genome assembly. NCBI's taxonomy places the organism in Eukaryota, Metazoa, Rotifera, Eurotatoria, Philodinida, Philodinidae.
AUGCUGACCACUCCGAUGACGACGACCAAUCAAUACGGUACAGAAACCGAUGAUGUUUUCAUACAUGAAACAUUCAAGCAGUCGCCCUCUGGUGGUUUCCUUGGAUUACCGCCUCCUCCUCCUCCUCCUCCUCCUCCUCCGCCACCACCACCACCAAUACCAUCUAUGUUUAAUAAUAAGAUAAAUAACAAUUGUAAAAUAUUACUACCACAUCAAGAAGUUAAUCUUGUUGUUAAUCGUGCGAAUAUAACUGAAAUUCAAGCACGUUCUAUUCCAUCAAUGCUUAUAUCAAGUAAUAAUAUUUGGACACGAUGUGUUUUACCAAAUCUUCGCAUAAAACAAAGUGUAUUCGAUCAACAUUUUGGUGAUUCAAAAUCUUUAAUGACAGAUCGUUAUAGGCGUUCAAGUGCAUCAACAAGUUGUGUAGGAGGAGGAGGAACUAAUUUUAAUGAUGAUGGACCAUUAUCAUUUAUUUUACUUGAUACUACAUCAAAAAUGCUUUAUGAUGUACCAAUGCGACAUUUACUUCAAUUAGUCAAAAAAGAUUAUGAUGAUGAUGCUAGUAUUGAUCAUGUUAUUCGAGCUAUUGAUGAAACACAUAUGAAAUCAGAAUGGCUUGAUGCAGUAACUUCUUUAAAUAAACAAUUUGAUAAACGACCAGAAGAUAAAGCUCGUGUAUUAGCACAUAAUGGUUCAACACAUGGUCUAGUACUUAUAGAACAAUUUUUUGUUAAACUUGUACGUGUACCAGCUUAUGAAUUUAAAUUAAUUUAUUUAAAAUUUCGUGAAGAAGCACCAACACAACUUGAACGUAUGAAUAAACAUAUAAAUGAUCUUCUUGAAUCUAUUGAAAUAAUAUUAAAUAAUGAACAAUUACCUGGUAUACUUCAUUUACUUUGUUUACUUUAUAAUAGUAUAACAGAUAAAACAAUACCAGGUAUUCAUUUUGAUUCACUUUUAUCUGUACUUUCAACACGUACAUUAAAACAAAAUACAACAAUAACACAUUUAUUAUGUCAUUUAUUAGAAGAACAAUAUUCAACAUUAUUAAAUAUAUUUGAUAAUCAAAUAUUAUUAAAAUUAAAAGAUUUAUCAUCAAUUAAAUAUAUUCCUAUUUAUAUUGAUAUACGUUUAUUAUAUACACGUUAUAAACAAUUAAAUAUUUUAUUAAAUAAUUAUGAAAAAGAACUUAUUUAUUUGCCUGAACAUAUAAAAAUAACACUUAAUGAUUUAGAAAUUUUAUUUACAAAAUUAUUUAAUUAUGAAAAUCAAAUAAAACAAGGUGAAAAAAAUUUAUCAAAUUAUUUUUGUGUUUGUGAUUUAUCACUUGAAUUAUGUUUAUCAACUCUUGGACAAUUUAUUGAUAAACUUCGUCUUGCUCAUAUGCAAAAUAUUGAACAACAUCGUCGUAAUCAAUUAUUAAUGAAACAACAACAACGAACUAUUCAAACACCAACACGUUCAUUACGAAAUACACAUAUUUCAUUUUGUUCAGAUACAAAUAUUUUUCGUGAUCAUUUAAAUGUUCCAUUAACACCAAUAACUACACGACAACGUUUUAAAGUUAAUCGAACAUCACGAGAUCGUUAUUUAUCUUCACGUGAUAUUUCUUAUGAGGAACAAUAUGAACAAAUAACUCAAAAUUUAUUACCAAAUUCUGUACCAAGAAAACGUGGUCAUUCUCCAACAGCUAAAACUGUUCUUACCAAACGACCAUUUAAUCUUCUUGGAUUAUCUACAACAAAUAAACAACAAGAAGACAUAGACGAGGUUUUUAUUUCAUCGACAUCAGAUAAUAAACAUGAAGAAACGAAAAUGGAUUGUUCAACAAAUGAAUUUGCCAUUGUACCAACAACAGAUAUAAUAUCUACUGAUGAAAAUCAAAUAUCAUCUUAUUUAGCAACAUCAAAUCGAUCUUUAUUCGACUCUACAAAUGAUCAAACAAUUCCAACAAGUAGUUCUAUUCUAUCAAUUAAAUAUGAAAAUAAUUUACCAAUAAAAAUUCAUCAAUAUGAACAUUUGAUUGAAAAUGAAAUUAAUAAAGAAAAUAAUUCAUUAUUAUCAAAGCAAAAUUCAACAGAGUUAUCUUCAUUACCAAAUGUCAUUGAUGAUACUAAUCAACCAUUAUCGUCUGUUAAUAAUUCCCAUGGUGAAAUUCGUACUACACCUGCAAUGCGAAUAUCAUCAUCUCAUUCGAAAAAGCACAAUAGAAGUUCUAAAAGAUAUUCAAAUAUUAGCGAAAUUGAUGAAUUAAGUCUGCAAUCUUGUCUCAUAGAGCCAAAUUCGACUUGUCAACUAAAUUGUGAUAAUAUUAUUUAUAAUAAUAAACAAAUAUCUUCAUCUAAUGAACAAUUAAUAAAUCCAAACAAAUCUACAGAUAAUAUAGUUGAUCAACAGAAAAUGAACAAAUCAAGAAAAUGUAUACCAUCUAUUGAAAAUCAAGGAUCAAUAUUAACAAAUAAUAUUUCUAAUCGAAAUAUUCAACGUUGUGCUGUAUCUCGAAGAAUUUCAACUGAAAAAGAUAUCGAAGAAACUACUAAAGUAUCUACAAAUUCAACAAUCCAAUCACAAAUGUCAAUAACAAAUCGUCGAAUAUCUUCUACGAAAACUAAAACUACCAAUAAUAAUGUUCAUUCUGUAACAAAUAUAUCUUCAUUUACUCGACCAUUACGUGCAUUUCAAAUGUCAACUAUAACUACUAAUGGAUUGUCUUCAUCACCAAAAAAUACUAAAAAAUUAUCUCUUUCUUCCCAACAUCAUCAUUUAGCAAUGCAGAAAAAUUCUUCUAGUAGAACUAUAUUAAGUACUGUUUUACCAUCAUCUACUUUAGUUAAAACUCCAAAAAACAAUUGA